GGGCGGAAAUACCGUUUACAAACAGGAAGUGUGCGGGGGCUUCGCGAGCGGCGGGCGAGCCCCAUGGAGGCGUACGAGCAGGUCCAGAAGGGCCCCCUGAAGCUGAAAGGCGUCGCGGAGCUCGGCGUGACGAAGCGGAAGAAGAAGAAAAAGGACAAAGACAAGGCCAAGCUGCUGGAGGCUAUGGGGACGAGUAAGAAGAGCGAGGAGGAGAAGAGGCGCUGCCUGGACAAGCGCACGCCGGCGCAGGCGGCUUUCGAAAAGAUGCAGGAGAAACGGCAAAUGGAAAGAAUCCUGAAGAAGGCGUCCAAAACCCAUAAGCAAAGAGUGGAGGACUUCAACCGACACCUGGACACACUCACCGAGCACUAUGACAUUCCUAAAGUCAGCUGGACCAAGUAACUUGCCCCUGGUGCAAAAGACAGGUCAGGUUGGCUGUUUUGCUCACCUCAGUGUUUUCUAGAAUGCCCUACACCUGCCUGGUACAUGUGCUGAAACCAGACUUUCUGAAACUUGAUUAAAGUCAGGCUGUCCUUUCACUGGGUAUACCCUUUUCCAUUUGGACUGCAACAUUGUGCUUUGACAGGCUCGGGUCUUUUCUGGGUUAGGUCCAUGGAAGGAGGGUACCCUUCCCACCCUGAUUGUGGCAUCUGUCUUCAUCUGCACCAUAAUGCCAGGACAGGAAGCUCCUACCUGUGGCCCACCACACAAGGUCCCGCAGUGCUGCUGCUUUUGGGCCACCUGGACAUCAGACCACACAGCCUACAUUGAGCAACAGCCACCUGAAGCAAGGAUGGGACACAGGUCACCAGCACAUACCCUGCCCCUCAAUCCACCUGGUGGCUGCCAUUGCAGACAUUGCUAAUCAAUCCAGUUUUCAAUGAUGGCACCUGGGGCUCCAAGCAUAUGGCACAUGUCAUAAGCCUGCUUGGCAUUCCUGGCUUAAGGAUACCAAAUACAAGACAAUGCCAGGGCAAAGUGCCAGCAGACCUGGUGUGGUGGGAGGGCCCUGGUGCAGAUUCUGUAGAGCUUUGUCAUCUGAGAGUCUAGGUGAACCUCUUGGAGAACCUGUGCACACACUGUUGAGAGAAGCAACUUCUGUUACCAUGGAUACUGAAAGGCUACCAGGAAUCCCUGGAGCUGGCAUGUAGAAUAAAGCAAGUGUCAGUCAUGAA
Messenger RNA from Myodes glareolus (Bank vole), 1175 nucleotides. It is a transcript of the gene Fam32a, whose product is annotated as family with sequence similarity 32 member A. Gene Ontology annotation, cellular component: nucleolus. Lineage: Eukaryota; Metazoa; Chordata; Mammalia; Rodentia; Cricetidae. The record is from RefSeq and is a predicted model, not a curated record.